Molecule: messenger RNA, 2654 nt
Organism: Hymenoscyphus albidus
Lineage: Eukaryota; Fungi; Ascomycota; Leotiomycetes; Helotiales; Helotiaceae
Source: the annotation of a GenBank genome assembly
AUGCCGACGCAAAAUGGGAUGCAAAUCAGUCAAGCGCAAUACCAGGCGAUGCAGAGAGCAAAUCCGGGUAUGGCGCGGCCGGUAAAUUUACCACAACAUCUGCAACAGGCCCAGGCUCAAGCUCAGCAUACAUUGCAGCAACAGCAAGAAGUUGCUGCUCAACAACAUCAGGUAUGUAUUUCGCCCAAAGAAUUUCCGCUCUCUUUGAAAGUCAUCCAAUCCUGCACUUCCAUGCUCACAGCUUCUAGCACCAACAGCACCUUAUUGCUCAACAGAUCGCUCUGCAACAUCAAGCUACUCAAGCCCAGGGGGGAGGCAAUCCGGGUCAACCAAACCAGAUGCAGCAAAUGCAUAAUCUACAGCAAGCUCAAAUGGCACAACACCAGCAGGCCCAGCAGCAAGCCCAGGCGCAAGCUCAACAACAAGCUCAGCAGCAACAACAGCAACAACAACAGUCUGCUGCUGCUUCUCAACAAAACCUGCCCGCGCAAUCCCAGCCUCAGCCUCAACCUCAAUCUCAGCCCAACCCACAAGGCCAACCUCCCCAGGUCCAGCAGGUCCAACCACCAAACCCUGUGCUCCAACAGCAACAGCAAGCAGCCAUGAUGGCGGCGAGACAACAACAGGCUCAAGCACAACACAACGGGGAGAAGUUUCGGGGUCAAAGCGUGAUGAAAUUGAUGUCAUUUGCCAACAGACUCAGCAAUUUCGGGACAGUAUCAAAGUCUCUACAAACGUAUAUUGGCGCUGGUGCUGAAAAGCUGGCUGCACAAGGAAUGAAACAACGGGACGAUUUAAAGUAUUGGUCAGAAUUUGUUGUUAAAUUCUUCUCUCCCCGAGGAGUUUUACGACACACACUUUGGGAUGCAGAUUUAAAUACAAACAAACAGUUUGAAAUUACGUUUCCUGCUCUUGCAAGAUACUUCCACACACACUUCGAGAGUGGCAUUCAAACAAUGCAACUUAUCAUGGAGGAGGGCACAGAAAGGGAUUUGCCCAAUGGUGGAUUUCUUGUCGAUUGUCCAAAGUCGAGUCUUGUCUAUUGGUUUGACAAUUCGUCACAAGUAAGUUCUUUUCCUGUGAAACCAAAGUUAUACUGAUAUUGUGGCUAGUUGGUUGCGAGUGGUUCUUUACGUGCCCAUUUUGAUUCAGAACGCCUUAUUGAACUUCUCGAAUUUAUAACAAGUAGCCACGAGGAGUAUUUACCUCGAUCUCGAAUUAUCGAGGCAGCCAGACCCCUGCAUGAGUGGGGUAAAGAAUGGCACAAAGUCAAUGCUCCGCAAGAAGGGAAACAAUCGCCUGAGUUGAACAAGAAGAAGCCCAAGCCUAUGAAGUCGCCUCCUCAAGCCCCACCCGAGAUUGAUAUUCCCGACUCCAAAGUCAAGAAAAGCAUGGGAAUCACUCCCAACGUAUUCCGAUUCCUUGAGGUAGGUCCACCCUGAACUUUGAGACAUUUCUUCUAAUACAUCAUAGCUCGCGGAAGUCAUGGGACAAAUGAAUCCCUUAUUCGGAUAUGCUCACCAACAUUCCUCUCUCGCCCCAUACGCUGCACUUGACCAGUACGUUCACCAAGUGGCUAAUAAUGUGCCCAACAACCCUGGUCAACAACAGAAUCCGUCUGGUCCACGAACCCCUGGAAUGUCCAACUUUCCAAUGGGGGCUUCACCAGCAGCUGCCCAUCUUCAGCUUCCCGAUGGCUCACCUCAUAUUGGGGGUAGUCCAGCUCAGGCUCCUGGCAUGCAACUACAACAAAGUCAACAUGGUACGAGUUCCAGUGGCCCCAGCGCAAACACAAGUCCCAAUACGAGCAAUAAACGCCGUAGGCCUAGCACCGUAAAGACAGAAGAUGAGGCUCAAGCUAAUGGGACUCAAUCAAAGACCGCCGUUAGACCGAGUCCAAGAAUAACGAAGAGACAGAAGCCUAACGGGCCCUGAUCUCGCCGUCAAUUCCCUGACCUCUUACGAUGGCCUUGUAGUGCCUGGUUACCAACCACAAAAGAUUGGUCCUUACCCAUCUUACCUACUCGCAGCAUCACGGCUCAUGCGCUAAACAUUUCGCAAUUCACCGAAUCUAUUCGAGCCUCUGGCAACCUCAUAUUCACCCCAACCAGUAUUUAUCUCAGCGCGGCGCAUAUACUAACCGGACCAGCCGAUUCUUUCUUGUAUUAAUUUCUUUCAUCCACUCAGUCCAAAGGAGAAAUGGAGUAAUAAAUCCCUGUACCAUAUGCAUGUCUUUGAUCUCCCUCGCCUUUGGAGGGAGUUUGUCCUUACAAUGUCUCACGUUUUCAUCAAGACGGAGUUGGGAAAUCUUUUUUGUUUAUGUUUAACUGGUGUGGCCGGGGCAUUCUAUUGUCCUUUUUUGUUUAUAUAAUGCCUUUUUUGCUAUACCCGGGAAUCUUAAACUUUAGGGGAGAUGGGAAAGGGCAGAUUGGGGGGUGUGGGGUGUUUUUUAUUUUCUGUUUCAAAAAUUGGGGACAACACGGUUAUGAAGAGAUGGGGGUUCAGAGAGGAGUAGUUGAUCUGAACUGGGUUGGGAGAUGAUAUUCUUGGAAGUUUUGUUUUCAGGCUGCAUUCCAAGGAAAGGGGGAUGAGUAGGAUUGAUGGAGUGGUAGAUUAGGUUGUUGGUGAAUAUAAAAAGUUGUUGUGACCAGACA